Messenger RNA from Panthera uncia (snow leopard), 5338 nucleotides. It is a transcript of the gene MAGI2, whose product is annotated as membrane associated guanylate kinase, WW and PDZ domain containing 2. The record is from RefSeq and is a predicted model, not a curated record. Lineage: Eukaryota; Metazoa; Chordata; Mammalia; Carnivora; Felidae. Bases 548 to 5338 code for a protein of 1596 amino acids. Gene Ontology annotation, molecular function: signaling receptor complex adaptor activity; SMAD binding; beta-1 adrenergic receptor binding. Gene Ontology annotation, biological process: receptor clustering; signal transduction. Gene Ontology annotation, cellular component: cytoplasm; dendrite. The transcript has 27 exons.
UCCCCUGCCUCCUCCCCUCUUGCCAGUACAGUACAACUAGUACGCACACACUCACACACACACGGACCCUGCUGCUGCCACUGCAGCUACCAUGGAUAUCAGCUAACAACACACACCCAGGCGCGCGCGCGCGCUCCCACUCGCACCACGCAGGAGUGGCCCCCGGCAUCCCUACCCUCCUUCCCCACCCCCACCCCACUCGCUCACCAGCUCGGCUACUGCUCGCUCAGGCUGCCGCCGCCGCCGCUGCCGCCGCCGCCACCACAGCUCUCCUCUGCUGCGGGGCCACAGCCUUGAGUGUCAUUCAAGGGACAGCACAACCUCACCCAAGCUCUCCUACCUCUGCCCAGCCGUCCCUCUCAUCCUCCCCCUUCAUCAUCCUCACUCCAUCCAAAGAAGAGGGAAAGCACCGAACAGAAGGGGGAGGAAGGCAAAGUCUGCUCUUCUCACCUCUUGACCCCCUUGCUCCUGCAUCCUCAUUCUCUCACCACCAACUCCCCUACCCCAGAGGAACCCCUCAGGAGCUGAGGCGACUCACCCCACUGCCAUGUCCAAAAGCUUGAAAAAGAAAAGCCACUGGACUAGCAAAGUCCAUGAGAGUGUCAUUGGCAGGAACCCGGAGGGCCAGCUGGGCUUUGAACUGAAGGGGGGCGCCGAGAAUGGACAGUUUCCCUACCUGGGGGAGGUGAAGCCCGGCAAGGUGGCCUAUGAGAGCGGCAGCAAGUUGGUGUCGGAGGAGCUGCUGCUGGAAGUGAACGAGACCCCCGUGGCGGGGCUCACCAUCAGGGACGUGCUGGCCGUGAUCAAACACUGCAAGGACCCCCUCCGGCUCAAGUGUGUCAAACAAGGAGGAAUUGUUGAUAAGGAUCUUCGUCACUACCUCAACUUACGAUUUCAGAAGGGUUCUGUGGAUCACGAACUUCAGCAAAUCAUUCGUGACAACCUCUACCUCCGCACAGUGCCGUGCACCACAAGGCCACAUAAGGAGGGUGAGGUCCCUGGAGUGGACUAUAUUUUCAUCACCGUUGAAGAUUUUAUGGAAUUGGAGAAAAGUGGUGCUCUCUUAGAAAGUGGGACUUAUGAAGACAAUUACUACGGCACGCCGAAGCCUCCAGCAGAACCAGCACCAUUAUUAUUAAAUGUGACAGACCAGAUACUUCCGGGAGCCACUCCAAGUGCUGAAGGAAAACGGAAGAGGAAUAAAUCAGUGAGCAACAUGGAGAAAGCAAGUAUAGAGCCUCCUGAGGAGGAAGAGGAAGAGAGGCCUGUGGUCAAUGGAAAUGGAGUAGUAACACCAGAAUCCAGUGAACAUGAAGACAAGAGUGCGGGUCCCUCAGGGGAGACACCCUCCCAGCCUUAUCCUGCACCAGUAUACAGUCAGCCUGAAGAGCUGAAGGAGCAGAUGGAUGAUGCAAAACCAACUAAACCUGAAGAGAAUGAGGAGUCAGACCCAUUGCCUGAUAACUGGGAAAUGGCCUAUACAGAGAAGGGUGAAGUCUACUUCAUAGACCAUAACACAAAGACAACAUCAUGGCUGGAUCCACGACUUGCGAAAAAGGCUAAACCUCCAGAAGAGUGCAAAGAAAAUGAGCUUCCAUAUGGCUGGGAAAAAAUUGAUGAUCCCAUAUAUGGCACUUAUUAUGUUGACCACAUAAAUAGAAGAACACAGUUUGAAAACCCUGUCCUGGAAGCAAAAAGGAAGCUACAGCAGCAUAACAUGCCCCACACAGAACUUGGAACAAAGCCCAUGCAGGCCCCAGGUUUCCGAGUAGACGGCUCCUCAUCGACAUUACCCAGGCCCAAAUCUGCCCGCCCCCGCGCUGUGCUGGAGAGGUCGCGCAGCGUGACUGACUUGUCUUACUGUCUGCGCAACCGCACAGGGAGGCCCUGGCCCUUUGAAAAACCACUCUUCACCCGGGAUGCAUCCCAGUUGAAGGGAACGUUCCUCAGCACCACCCUAAAAAAGAGCAACAUGGGUUUUGGAUUCACCAUCAUUGGUGGAGACGAGCCUGAUGAGUUUCUGCAGGUGAAAAGUGUCAUUCCCGAUGGGCCUGCAGCACAGGAUGGGAAAAUGGAAACAGGUGAUGUCAUUGUCUAUAUUAAUGAAGUUUGUGUCCUUGGACACACUCAUGCAGAUGUAGUCAAACUUUUCCAGUCUGUUCCUAUCGGUCAAAGUGUCAACCUGGUGUUGUGUCGUGGCUACCCUUUGCCCUUUGAUCCUGAAGAUCCUGCUAACAGCAUGGUGCCACCCCUUGCAAUAAUGGAGAGGCCACCUCCAGUGAUGGUCAACGGAAGACAUAACUAUGAAACAUAUUUGGAAUACAUUUCUCGGACCUCACAGUCAGUUCCAGAUAUAACAGAUCGGCCACCUCAUUCUUUGCACUCAAUGCCAGCGGAUGGUCAACUAGAUGGCACGUAUCCACCACCCGUCCAUGAUGACAAUGUGUCUAUGGCUUCAUCUGGGGCCACCCAAGCUGAACUUAUGACCUUAACCAUUGUGAAAGGUGCCCAGGGCUUUGGCUUCACUAUUGCCGAUAGUCCUACAGGACAGCGGGUGAAACAAAUACUUGACAUUCAGGGAUGCCCUGGCCUGUGUGAAGGCGACCUCAUUGUUGAGAUCAACCAGCAGAAUGUACAGAACCUGAGCCAUACAGAAGUAGUGGAUAUACUUAAGGACUGUCCCAUUGGAAGCGAGACUUCUUUGAUUAUCCAUCGAGGAGGUUUCUUUUCUCCAUGGAAAACUCCAAAGCCUAUAAUGGACCGAUGGGAAAAUCAAGGCAGUCCUCAAACGAGUUUAUCUGCUCCGGCCAUACCGCAGAACCUGCCCUUCCCACCCGCCCUUCACAGGACUUCCUUUCCUGACUCAACAGAGGCCUUUGACCCAAGGAAGCCUGACCCAUACGAGCUCUACGAGAAAUCUAGAGCGAUUUAUGAAAGUAGGCAACAAGUGCCACCAAGGACCAGUUUCCGAAUGGAUUCCUCUGGUCCAGAUUAUAAGGAACUGGAUGUUCACCUUCGCAGGAUGGAGUCUGGAUUUGGCUUCAGAAUCCUCGGGGGGGAUGAGCCUGGGCAGCCGAUUUUGAUUGGCGCUGUCAUUGCCAUGGGUUCAGCCGACAGAGACGGCCGCCUACACCCAGGAGACGAGCUGGUCUAUGUCGACGGGAUUCCAGUGGCUGGCAAGACCCACCGCUAUGUCAUCGACCUUAUGCACCAUGCAGCUCGGAACGGGCAGGUCAACCUCACUGUGAGAAGGAAGGUGCUAUGUGGAGGGGAGCCCUGCCCAGAGAACGGGAGGAGUCCAGGCUCCGUAUCAACCCACCACAGCUCUCCACGCAGUGACUACGCAGCCUACACCAACAGCAACCAUGCCGCCCCCAGUGGCAAUGCCUCUCCGCCCGAAGGCUUCGCCUCCCACAGCCUGCAGACCAGUGAUGUGGUCAUUCACCGCAAAGAGAACGAAGGCUUCGGCUUUGUCAUCAUCAGCUCCCUGAACAGACCUGAGUCCGGAUCCACUAUCACUGUGCCCCAUAAAAUCGGCCGCAUCAUCGAUGGGAGUCCUGCAGACCGCUGUGCAAAACUGAAAGUGGGAGACCGGAUCUUAGCAGUGAACGGCCAGUCCAUCAUCAACAUGCCUCAUGCAGACAUUGUGAAGCUCAUCAAGGAUGCUGGUCUUAGUGUCACCCUCCGCAUCAUCCCUCAGGAGGAGCUCAGCAGCCCAGCAUCGGCACCCAGCUCAGAGAAGCAGAGCCCCAUGGCCCAGCAGAGUCCUCUGGCCCAGCCGAGCCCAGCCACUCCCAACAGCCCUGUUGCCCAACCAGCUCCUCCUCAGCCACUUCAGCUGCAAGGACAUGAAAAUAGUUACAGGUCGGAAGUGAAAGCGAGGCAAGAUGUGAAACCAGACAUCCGACAGCCUCCAUUCACAGACUACAGGCAGCCACCGCUGGACUACAGGCAGCCCCCAGGAGGGGACUACCAGCAACCCCCACCCUUGGACUACAGGCAGCCUCCCCUGCUGGACUACAGGCAGCACUCCCCUGACACCAGGCAGUACCCUCUGGCAGACUACAGGCAGCCCCAGGAUUUUGAUUAUUUCACUGUGGACAUGGAGAAGGGCGCCAAAGGGUUUGGAUUCAGCAUUCGUGGAGGAAGGGAAUACAAAAUGGAUUUGUACGUGUUGAGAUUGGCGGAAGAUGGGCCAGCAAUAAGAAACGGAAGGAUGAGGGUAGGAGAUCAAAUCAUUGAAAUCAAUGGGGAAAGCACAAGAGACAUGACACACGCCAGAGCAAUAGAGCUCAUCAAGUCGGGAGGAAGAAGGGUCCGUUUGCUGCUGAAGCGCGGGACGGGGCAGGUCCCGGAGUAUGACGAACCCAACUGCUGGAGUUCUCCCGCUGCCGCCUCCCCAGGUCUGCCGGAAGUAGGCGUCUCCCUCGAAGACGUCCUCUCUCCAUUCUCUCCAUCACAUCCAGCCCCACCCUCCGACCCUUCCCACCAGAUAGGCCCAGACCCAACUUGGGAUAUCAAAAGGGAACACGACGUUAGGAAACCAAAGGAGCUUUCAGCCGGCGGCCAGAAGAAGCAGCGCCUCGGGGAGCAGAGGGAGCGCUCGGCCAGCCCGCAGAGGGCCGCUCGGCCGAGGCUCGAGGAGGCGCCAGGCGGCCAGGGGCGGCCCGAGGCCGGCAGGCCCUCCUCGGAGGGUCUGAUUCACCUUCCAAGCAGUGCAUCAUACAGACCCCAGGGAUGGAAAAGCGUGUGGCUCGUAAGUCCGUACGUGCCUGGAAUAGCUUCAAAUGUGUAUUCAAAGCAUGAGGCCCUCCGCCAGAAACCUGAUAGCUGUUCUUGCACUGGAGGUGGAUUUGCUGUGAAGAAACUAGAGCUUGCAAGAGCCCUGAAGCCAUUUGAAAUUUUCUAUUCUUUCUUGGUCAAACUCAUGGCAAAAUCAAAUGACCUAAUUGCUGAAGAACUUGGACUUAACCAAGAUUCUUUUUCAGACAACCACAGUGCCAGACAGGAUGCCUGUAAAAUCACAAGAGUGCUUUCUGAGGCUAAGAAUAGUAAGGGUCCUAAGUCUAAUGAUGAGUUCUGCAUUGUGUCUAGUUCAUUUGGGGCACCAAUUAAAUGUGAUGGCCAGUUCCCCAUUGCCACCUGCCCAGUGCAAGGACCCUUUGAAUUAGAGAAGCAGGAUGAGCCUGUCAUCUGCCCCGCCUUUCACUCUGGUACAUUACCUAGGGGUGUAGAAACAAAGAGACAAUUGGAGAAAGCAGCCCUCCUGAAGAAGAAUCGAGAGAUCAAAGUAGAGAGCCUCGGAAUCCCUGGAUUCUUGCUUCUUGAUCUGGAUUAG